Solanum dulcamara is the source of this 1788-nucleotide messenger RNA. Its product is annotated as ACT domain-containing protein ACR4-like. Bases 212 to 1528 code for a protein of 438 amino acids. The record is from RefSeq and is a predicted model, not a curated record. Lineage: Eukaryota; Viridiplantae; Streptophyta; Magnoliopsida; Solanales; Solanaceae. The transcript has 8 exons.
CUGUGUUUUAUGGUUGUGUGAUUUGUUAGUUGUCUGUUGUGUGGGCUAUGUUUCUUUUUUACAUUAUUGAAUGUUUGGUGUGUUUUUGAGCUGUUAACAUUAUUGACUGUAGUUGUAAAAGGUUUGUAGGCUAUGGUUUACACACAAACACAUAGCCCCACCAACACAAGUCCUACACCCCCCAAAUAUAGUUAGCUAUUCUCAGAACAUCAUGGAUGAUGAAUAUGAAAAAUUCAUCAAAAGAAUGAAUCCACCAAGAGUGGUAAUUGACAAUGAGUCUUGCAAAAAUGCCACUUUUAUACAGGUGGAUAGUGCUAACAAACAUGGAAUACUUCUAGAGGUUGUACAAGUUUUAACUGAUCUUAAUCUUGUUAUCACUAAGGCUUAUAUUUCCUCUGAUGGUGGAUGGUUCAUGGAUGUUUUCAAUGUGACUAAUCAAGAUGGGAACAAGAUUACAGAUGAAGCGAUGUUAGAUUAUAUCAUGAAGUCUCUUGGUCCGGAUUCUUGUUUCGCGUCAUCAAUGAGACGAUCAGUUGGGGUUACUACAGGAAAUGACUACACUUCAAUUGAGUUAAUUGGAAGUGAUAGACCAGGGCUAUUGUCUGAGUUGAGCGCUGUCCUCAUGAAUCUCAAAUGCAAUGUGGUUAAUGCUGAGGUGUGGACUCAUAACACCCGAGCAGCAGCUAUAAUGCAAGUUACUGAUGAGGAAACGGGAGGUACAAUUGAUGACCCGGAAAGGUUGUCUAUGAUGAAGCAACUCUUGUGCAAUGUACUUAGAUGUAGCAAUAAAUUAAGGGAUGCUAAGACAAUAGUAUCUGAUGGGGUCUCUCAUACCGAGAGAAGGCUUCACCAGCUAAUGUUUGCAGACCGAGACUAUGAACGUGCUGCUGGUGAAGAAUUGGAUGAAAAAGAGAGGCCUAAUGUGAGUGUCGUUAAUUGGCAAGAUAAGGACUACUCCGUUGUGACUAUCCAGUGCAAGGAUAGACCAAAGCUUCUAUUUGAUACAAUUUGUACAUUGACCGAUAUGCAGUAUGUGGUUUUCCAUGGCAAUGUUGAUGCCGAAGGACCAAUAGCCCACCAGGAGUACUGCAUAAGACAUAUAGAUGGUUCUCCGGUGAAAUCAGACGCUGAACGACAAAGAGUGAUUCAAUGUCUUGAAGCAGCAAUAGAAAGAAGGGUAUCUGAGGGAUUGAAACUAGAACUAUGUACCACGGACAGAGUAGGACUACUCUCUGACGUUACUAGGAUCUUCCGUGAGAAUAGCCUCACCGUCACUAGAGCAGAAGUGACAACUAGAGCAGGCAAAGCUGUAAAUAUAUUCUAUGUUCGCGAUUCAUCAGGGUAUCCUGUUGAUGCUAAGAUCAUAGAAUCUGUUCGUCAGACAAUUGGACAGACGAUACUUAGAGUGAAAGGCAACAUUGGAGAGUUAAAUCCAGUUCCACAAGAAUCUCCAACCAGGUUCCUUUUUGGUGGUCUAUUCAAGUCUAGAUCCUUUUGUAAUUUCGGUUUGGUUAGAUCGUAUUCUUGAAAAACACAGAAUCUAGUCCUCGUCCCGUGUACAUUCGAUCCCCUCUGCAUCACCAAACCUACACUGGUUUUUUAGAUGUGGUUUUCCAAAUGUCGAUUAAUAUAUGAAGUAGUAUCUUUGAGGUUUAAAGGCAUGUUAAUUGUCUGUAAAUAUGUUUUCGUGAUGGUUCUGCUUUGUUCAUUGGUUAUGGUUCAAUACCACGUUGACUGUUAAAAAAAUGCUUAUAAGUCAAUUUGACCAACUUAUAAGUUUUAGUCAAA